AUGGAGGGAAACCACGACAUUGUCGGCCUCAGCUUCGUCACUCAAGCUACCUUCUCUGUCCAUUGCCAACUAACCAUAGUUCAGCCCGUCUUCUUCUGCCGCGAUCCCAUUCAAGGAUCAGACGUCGUCCGCUCUCAAUACCGCAACCCAGCAAACUUCCUCGAUCACGACGCCCUCUUCAAUCUCCUCGCCAACACUCCCGAAGCUAAUCACGCAGGCCUCAUGUUCUACAGCGAUCACGGAACUCCCCAAGGAUGGCGCUUCAACCACGGCUACGGCUGCCACACCUUCAAUGAAGCUAUGCAAAUGUGCGGUGAAGACCCUGACUACUCCAAGAGAGAUCUUUGGGAGGCUACCGAGAAUGGUGAGGAGAUUGAGUGGACGGCUCAUGUGCAGGUCAUGGAUCCUAGACAAGCGGAUCUUGAUAAGCUUGGGUUCGAUCCUUUUGAUUUUUCAAAGGUUUGGCCGCAAUCGCAGUUUCCGAUGAAGGAGUUUGGAAGAUUGGUGCUGAACAAGAACCCUGAGAACUUCCAUCGCGAUGUGGAACAAGCGGCUUUUUCGCCUGGCAGCAUGGUUCCUGGUAUCGAGGACUCGCCUGAUCCUCUCCUUCAGUUCCGCAUGUUCUUCUACCGCGACACUCAGUAUCAUCGCAUCGGUGUCAAUCUGUACCAAAUCCCCGUCAAUUGCCCCUUCAUGGCCAAGUCAUAUGCAUCCCUCAACUUUGGCGGGCAGAUGCGCGUUGAUGCCAAUCACGCGGACAACAAACAAUAUGCCCCCAACAGCUUCGCUCACAAGUUCAGACCUGAUGUUGCAGAGACGCCGUAUCAGGUCAGCGACAAUAUCGCAAGCAGGUUUAGUCACUAUUGGCAUGAGGGCAAGAAGAAUGAAUAUGACCAAGCGAAGGAUCUGUGGACGAGGGUUAUGACCAAGGGUCUUCACCGCGUCAAGUUUCCCGAGAUCCAGAGCAAGUACUUGGCACAGGUGUACAACAUCUCGGAGGAUUAUGCACAGGGCAUUUAUGAUCUUCUGGACCAACCUCAAUUUGAGUUCUCCAAAGUCAAGGAACUGGCUGAGACUGCGCAGGAGUGGUAUAAGGAGCCCAAGUUCAGGCCUGGUCCUGGAUCAAAAUUGGCUGGAUAUCCUCCGUCUUCGGCCGUUUACCAGGCAUAAGUGGCAUAUUGGACAUGAAUUUAGUGAUUGAAUUAAGCCUUUCCUCAGGCAAUGCCGUUGUUUCCAGA
Molecule: messenger RNA, 1238 nt
Organism: Fusarium verticillioides 7600
Lineage: Eukaryota; Fungi; Ascomycota; Sordariomycetes; Hypocreales; Nectriaceae
Product: catalase
Exons: 4
Coding region: 1-1170 (389 amino acids)
Biological process (GO): hydrogen peroxide catabolic process; response to hydrogen peroxide
Cellular component (GO): peroxisome; cytoplasm; mitochondrion
Molecular function (GO): catalase activity; heme binding
Source: RefSeq, a predicted model, not a curated record